Messenger RNA from Chelmon rostratus (copperband butterflyfish), 2468 nucleotides. RefSeq names its product complement receptor type 1-like. Bases 141 to 1346 code for a protein of 401 amino acids. The record is from RefSeq and is a predicted model, not a curated record. The transcript has 13 exons. Lineage: Eukaryota; Metazoa; Chordata; Actinopteri; Chaetodontiformes; Chaetodontidae. Gene Ontology annotation, biological process: negative regulation of complement activation, classical pathway.
GCCACGCCUUUGCCGACAAGACGCCGAGGCCGUCAAGACAGAGCUCAGUUUAACCACAGUAGAGGCGGCGGCCGCCACAACGACUCUUCGCAUUUAGUUGGGUAGCCCAUUGACUUCCGUUAGACUUUUCAGAUCCUGUCAUGGACGUCGCCUACUUCCUACUACUGGCCUGUCUUGGCCCUGUCAUUACUGCUCAAGACUGUCUCCAACCUGUCGGAGGACCCAACAUGAAUUUGAAGGACAAAGACCUUCUUUUACAAGAAUUCCCAGAUGGAACCCAGGUUACUUUUGCCUGUGAUGUUGGCCACGUGUCUGCAGGAGGGUCUGCAGUCAUUACUUGUACUGCUGGCAGUUGGAGUGCUGUGAGGCUGAAAUGCGAGAGGAAGAACUGUGGCCCCUUUGAAGAAGUGGAAAAUGGACAUAUUGAUUACUCUGAGGGGACUGAGUUUGGUGCUAAAAUUGUGAUCACUUGCAACACUGGUUACAGAUUUGUUGGUCAACAAGAGCCGAAAAAAAUCCUUUGUGGAGACAAAGGGUGGCUGGGCAGGUUGCCUGUAUGUGAAGAGGUGACUUGUAAUGUGCCACCUGCCAUUGCAGAUGGUACUUUCAGUCCAAACAAAGAAGUCUAUGGGUACAGAGAAGUUGUACAAUACAGCUGUCAAAAAGAUCUGACACUCAGUGGAUCAAAAUCAGUAUCGUGUUCAGAUGAUGGAACAUUUCAGCCUGAUCCUCCGACAUGCCUCACGGUUCAGUGUGAAGAUCCUCAUGUUGAAGAUGGUGACUGGGUUGAUGGUUCUCGACCCCCUUAUGGAUACAAGGCUACAGUGAUAUUCCGUUGCAGAUCUGGAUAUAUUAUGAAAGGGGAGUCUACACAGAUAUGUGAAAUAAACAGCCAGUGGUCACCUGGACUUCCAAAAUGUGAACCAAUGCCGCCCACAACUAAAGCUACUACCACCACCACCACCACCACCACAAAGAAAACAACAGGUGCUCAUUGUGAAGAUCCUAUUAUUGCAAAUGCAUUCUGGAUUAGAGGUUCUCAACACCCUCACAAACACAAGGCUACAGUGACAUACGAGUGCAGAUCUGGGUUUACUAUGAAAGGGGAGCCUCAGCUGACGUGUGAAGAUGGUCAGUGGUCACCUGAACUUCCGACAUGCAGUAAAGGAAACCAAUAUGUUGUGACUAUCGCUGUUUCCGUGGCUGUAGUCAGUGUUCUCCUCCUGACUUGCUGUGGAUGCAUUUACUUUGGAGUCCCGGCAUACAUCAAGAAAAAACUAUGCCCUGGGAGAGGCAGUCCUGACAAUGAGGCUGCAAAACCCGAAGAGGAAGUAGCACUCUCGUAAGCGGCGCAGUCCUGUUAAUCCAACAUUGCUGGAUGUAAAAAUGACUUGUUGAGAAGAGGAAUGUCACUGGAGUUGCCUUUGAAUGUACUCGUUCCGUCCCAUAUGCAUGUGGAUGGCACAGGCUUAUGAGAUCCCCUGAAACGUAUGCUGCUGAAUGCCACGCCGACUUGAGCUCAGUCCUUCGCUUAUAUGUUAAUUAGCUCCUCUGAUUAGUUGACAAUUAAUUUCCAUCUUCAAUAGACCACUCAUCACUACUUUUUCAACUGAUGUUUGGGAAGCCUUCCCUUUACAACAUCAGCUGUUCUUCUAUCUUUUAAAUUUUGAAGGAAUGAGAGUUCAUCAGUCAGAGAGGCUCGCUCAUUUUAAACUUGCACUAUAGCUCAGAGCACAGUUCAGCUUGGCCAAUAUAGCUCAGUGACACAGAUGGCUUAAAACAAGAAAAUCAGUAAUAGAUGUUUGCAUGGUUCACCUUAAAUACAGCUGGCUCCAGUACUCCAGUCUUGUAGAUUCAACUUCCACCAUUCUAGAGAUAACAACAGUGGGGUCUGUGCAACAGUCCCUAGUAUAGUGCCUGAGCAUAAGGCAUGUUCCAUAUGCCUUAAUGCACAAGCCAAAACACUUGGCUUGUUGUGUGUGACUUGUGUGUUUGCCUGUGAAUUGCAUAACUCUUAACCCAGUUGUUAGCGUUUGUUAAUGGAGGCUUAAUCAUGGGCCAAACUUCAUGUUUUUGUUAAAUAAUUUGCCACGGUCAGUGUUGGCACAUUGUUAUUUGUGCCCUGUUUUUUUCACCAAAUUAAGUUAAUUUCCUUUUUUAGCCUCCAAAUCGUAUUUUUUUUGUAGACAUCUCUUCCAGAGCGUCACUUUUAAUGUAAGAAGAAGAGAAGGAAUGCUUUGAGCAUUCGGACACAGAUAUGGUGUCGGUUGUUACAUUAAGAUGUAUGAACUGUGAUCUCUGAACAUUUUUGCACUUGCCAGCCUGUUUAUUUAUUGAACUAAAAUUUGUUUCAAAACAUCUCUGUAAAAUUUGUUGUACUGUUUUGAGGCAGGCGGAAAACUGCUCUCAUAUUGGCGCUACUUUUUGUAACGAAUUGAUGGAAUAAAACAAGAGACAAUGUAGACUCA